AUGAUACCUCUCUCCUACUGCCAAACCCCUACCUCUACCCUCCCUCCUACUUACAAAUCCACUACGCACACACUCACCCCAGCCUUCCACCACUCCAUGCUCAGCACUACUAUCCCUGCCCCCUCCUAUCAGAGAGCUUGUUCAUAUAUCAGACAAUCUUAUGAUAAUUAG
Heterobasidion irregulare TC 32-1 is the source of this 171-nucleotide messenger RNA. RefSeq lists its product as uncharacterized. The coding region runs from base 1 to 171 and encodes 56 amino acids. The record is from RefSeq and is a predicted model, not a curated record. Lineage: Eukaryota; Fungi; Basidiomycota; Agaricomycetes; Russulales; Bondarzewiaceae. The transcript is spliced from 3 exons.